Messenger RNA from Marchantia polymorpha subsp. ruderalis, 503 nucleotides. NCBI's taxonomy places the organism in Eukaryota, Viridiplantae, Streptophyta, Marchantiopsida, Marchantiales, Marchantiaceae. The record is from the annotation of a GenBank genome assembly.
UUCUUUCUCCUGGGCUCGUUGACCUCGAGCUUGGCCCACGUUAUUUAGUGCCCAAACUUACCGCCUAUCCCCAUUCUCCCCAUUGGACGCCAGCAGCAUGUGCCUGCCCGCUCAUGACUCAAUGUUAUUAGCCCCUGGUACAGUUUCCGGAGCAACGACCAAAAAAUUGUGUUUGGAGGGUUGUUUGUGUUGGCCCUCUUCUCAAGAAGAGCCUGCGUUCCUUCUUCACCCCUCGCUCACAUUCACAAGUAGAGCUCCUGUUGACAUCUCUUCGCUCUCACGCCUGGAUUUCAUUUUCUGCACGUGGCCUUCUUGUUCUCUUCUGGCUUGGAAUUGCCCUUUUUUUUUUCUAGUGGAAGUGCUGUUUCAUUGGGAAUUAAAGCUGGCGAAUAUGGCCAUUCAACGUUGGGUGCACCAUUGAGCUGGGAGUUUGAGAAAUUCAUUUGUGCCCUCCCACAUUUUUUAAUUAUAACUAUGUGGGAAGGCGUCACAUGCUCCCCAGG